AUUACUAGCCACUAAUACUACACGAUGGAACCUCGUCUUGCUGCAGGACGUCAAGCAACUGAACAGCGUUUGGAUGCAAAUCUUUCAAAAGCCAGCAGCAAAACUACUGAAGGCGCUGUUGCACUCGCGGAUCAACUUGUCCUCGAAUUUCUCUUUAUGGAAUUGACUGAGCCUCAAGCCGCUCAGAUGGCGAAAACUGCCGGUGAUGGAGCGCAACUUCAGUUUAUCAGCGCUAUGUUUGACCGCAAUCCAGUUUUGGAACAAUUGGCUGCAAGUGCAGUUAUUCAAAUACUCGGAGCUGCUCUACAACGUACGCUCCGUCACCACGAAGAGUUUGAUGAAUCCGCUGUCACAGUUGAAAACUCUCAGCAUAUUCGUCUUCUCUACCAGAUUCGUGAAGUUCUUCAACGUCGCAACACUUUGCAGCACACUGCAAAUACUACGGAUGUACCUCGAACUCUUACGGCAACCACUUUUCCUACAUCAGUUCAGCUCCAACAGCAAGAUUCUCUAUGCUCAUCCAAAACUGCUGUCUGCAACAAGCAUUGCGAAAGCUGCGAAAACAACCAGCAAAAGCUCCUAUACCUUGCACAGUUGAUGGAGAAUAUACGCAUCGAACAGAGCAACUUGAACAAACUGGUCUCCCAGCAUGAUGUUGCGUCCGACGUCUACAAAGCUUCAACAGCGUCUUCCAAUAAACCGACUCCAGCUCGCACAACAACUCAAGAUGGAAUUGCUGUGCGUAUGUCAAAAACUACGGAAAAGUUGGAGGGUAAUGAUAUAACUAUGUCAGUGAAGAUUUAUAUUCCAUCUCCACCAGCCGGCAUCAAAUGCAGCUAUAUUGGACGUCUUAUUGGACCAAAUGGAAUUACUAUCAGGGAAUUGCAGCUAGAAACUCGUUGUCACAUUGCUGUCCGAGGCCGAGGAAGCAUCAAGGAUAGCAGACUGUUUCGGAAGAUGCGUCACAAACCUGGAUUUGGACACCUCAGAGAAGACACCCAUGUUCUAGUUGAAGCGAAAGCUGCAAAUCGCGCUGAAUGUCGCUCAUUAAUCGAGAAGGCAAAAAAACGUAUUUCGGAUAUGUUUACCCCGGAGUUUGAUUCUCUUAAAAGAGAACAACUCAUCCAUCUGGCUAUGUUGAAUGGAACAUAUAGACAAAGCAUUACAUCAGCAAAACCUACGUGAUACCAUAUAAGUAUUACAGUUGCUUCGAAACCAUAUUCAGUUAUUUGAGUAAAUUUGUAAACAAUUCUUCGUUUGCGAC
Molecule: messenger RNA, 1264 nt
Organism: Cylicocyclus nassatus
Lineage: Eukaryota; Metazoa; Nematoda; Chromadorea; Rhabditida; Strongylidae
Source: the annotation of a GenBank genome assembly